This is a messenger RNA of Spea bombifrons (plains spadefoot toad), 2442 nucleotides long. It is a transcript of the gene MAPK8IP1, whose product is annotated as mitogen-activated protein kinase 8 interacting protein 1. The transcript is spliced from 12 exons. Gene Ontology annotation, molecular function: protein binding. The record is from RefSeq and is a predicted model, not a curated record. Gene Ontology annotation, cellular component: cytoplasm. The coding region runs from base 25 to 2064 and encodes 679 amino acids. Gene Ontology annotation, biological process: regulation of JNK cascade. NCBI's taxonomy places the organism in Eukaryota, Metazoa, Chordata, Amphibia, Anura, Pelobatidae.
CCAGGGCUGUGUAUCUCAGAGAGAAUGGCGGAGAGAGAAAAAGCGUCCCCUACCCCUGCAAGCUCCUCUCCCUUCCUGGGGAUGCAUCUCGCCUCUCCUCCACAUUUCAGGCUCACACACGACAUCACACUGGAGGAAUUCGAAGACGAGGAUUUAUCGGAAAUCACGGAAAUCACAGAUGAAUGUGGAAUCAGCUUGCACUGUAACGAGAGCCGCCGCUGCAAGGGCCGUCUGCGUGCCGAUCCCGGUCUGGCCCCAUCAGGGGCGGGAGCUGCUAGCCGGAUCCAGGCUGAGAUGCUGCAGUUGGACCUGAUUGAUGCCGUUCAGUUUCACGAAGAAGAGACCGUGUCUUCUGCUGACCCCAGGCCUGUUCUUCCUCCAUCGAUGGACACCUAUAGGCCCAAGAGACCCACCACCCUCAACCUUUUCCCACAGGCCCCUCGGACACAGGACACGUUGAAUAAUAACUCUUUGGGGAAGAAAUACACUUGGCAGGAAAGAGUUUCCCGCUCCUCGUCUCCUCUGAAGACCGGGGAGACCACACCAUCCAACGAACAUGUGUGUCUGAGCGAUGAGGGCAACCAACCUGCUAUCACCCAAGACCGUGGAACCUCUACAGAUACCCCAUGCCGACGUAACAACACAACGCAGAGUGCUAACGACCCCUCGGGCCGCUCCACCGCCAGGUCUCGCCUGGACCCUCAGCGAGAUAGAAUUCGCUACCAGACAGACGUCAGACUGGAACCUACAGAGGAGAUCUUCCUCACUCCUGUCCAAAGGUGCUCAGACCCCCCAGAGCCUGAAAAACCUUUUGUGUCACAGUCUGGACCUUGCCGUAUGUCCGUCAGCUCAGAUGUAGACAUCACCACCCGUUCGCACGGCGGUGGUCGGCAGCAGCUAUCCAUCAGUGAAGAGGAAGAGGAAGGAGAGGAUGGGGUGGGGUACCUAGGAUGCCCUGGCAGAGCAAGUUGCCAUCGUGCCCUUCAGAGGUCGUCGGUGAGCUCUGAUACCAGCGGCCUAUCUUAUGACUCUGUAAAGUACACCCUGGUGGUUGACGAGAAUGUGCAGCUUCAGCUGGUCAGCCUGCGGCAGUGUUACGCAGGAUACAGCGAUGAUAGUGACAGUGGUACCGUAUACGACAACUGCGUCUCCUCGCCCUAUGAGUCGGCCGUCGGGGAGGAAUACGAAGAAGAAGAAGGGCAGCGGGUGGUAGCUGCCGGGAGGGAAGGGAACAGAGUUCGGAGGUCUGUGUGCCUUUCUGAGAGCUCCUCUCCAGAGGGCGAUGUCUCGUACUCCAAAAAAUUCCUCAACGUCUUCAUGAACGGGCGUUCACGGUGCACGAUUACAGAUUCCUUUGGGUUAUUUUCAUGUGUGAUAAAUGGUGAGGAGCAAGAGCAGACACAUCGAGCGGUGUUCAGGUUUAUUCCUCGUCACCCUGGGGAGUUGGAACUGGAGGAGGAGGACCCUCUGUUGGUGGAAGUUCAAGCAGAGGACUAUUGGUACGAAGCCUUUAACAUGCGAACAGGAGAGCGUGGAAUAUUCCCUGCUUUCUAUGCUGUCCAGGUGAAAAAGGAGCCGGAUCAUAUGGCAGAAAAUCGAACCUCCGACUGGGUGGAUCAGUUCUGGGUGAAGUUCCUCGGCUCUGUGCAAGUUCCGUAUCACAAGGGAACCGAAGUCCUUUGCACGGCCAUGCAGAAGAUCGCCAUGUCACGUCGCCUUACGGUGCUGUCAAAUCCUCCAUCCAGCUGUGUUCUUGAGAUCAGCCUCCGAGGGGUGAAAAUUGCGGUUCGAGGAGAUGACCCUGAGGACCACAGCCAGCAGGUAGACACAUGCAGCCACUUCUUCCAGUUAAAUAACAUCUCAUUCUGUGGCUACCACCCCAAGAACAGCAAGUAUUUUGGCUUCAUAACUAAGCACCCCUCCGACCAUCGCUUUGCGUGUCAUGUCUUUGUGUCCGAAGAAUCAACCAAACCCUUAGCAGAGUCUGUUGGGAGAGCCUUCCAGCAGUUUUACAGAGAGUACGUGGAGUACACAUGUCCCACAGAAGAUAUAUAUCUGGAAUAGCUACAGUUUAUUCUAUGGAAUCCUUUCCGUGCAUGGACAAUCUGCUCGCGUACGGGCAGCGGAGCAGAAGAAGCUGCCGAAGUGGUGGGACGGCGAAGGGUCAGAGGCUUCCUCUCUUCUGUGCCUCCACCGUGUCGGACUCUGGUAAACCGGGCGUCUGGGUGCAAACCAAGGAAAGACGCCCCUCGAUAACCUUCUCCCCACAUUACUCUGCCCCCAACCCCGCCAUGCAUAAUGUUGGAAAAACGCUGAAGACCUAAAACCAUCUUACAGUGAAAAAAAAAGCGCAGAGAGAUGAGAUGGAUGAUAAAGCGAGAGAAUGAAGAGAGCUGAUGGAGAGUGUAACGCAUGAAGCCAUCACAAAGCAAGGGGGGCUGG